CGCGCGUUCCCGCGAGGGGGGUGCUCUGUCACGACAGAGGUGCUUUUUUCGGCACAACACCGGCGCACCCUGGAGUAUCACACAUUUAUUUUCAUUUCCUCGGAAAUGAAACUUUCGGUUUCUUUUCGAUAUGGACGAAACCAUCACCAAGACACACUUUACUCUGGAUAGGAAAUCCUUCACACACAAGACAGGACUCAGGCUAAUAAACACCAAAGAAUGUCAAGAGCAACGAGUAGCGCUUAAGAAUAUUGAAUACGGACGUCGAUAUUAAUGAAUAAUAAACAAACUAAAAUGGUUUACUCCUUCUGACGCAUCCUGUAUAAAGGAGGUGUCUGAAGACUUCUUUCAAACGUUGCUUCUUCCAGACGAACGUUUUGCCAGUGAAGACUGAUUGUACUCAUACUAUACAUAAUGGAGACUUCUGAUGAAGAGCAAUUUGAAGACGCUCAAGAUUUCCUUGACACAGAGCUACAACCAAAUCUUUAUGAAAAUCAAUCUGCAGAAUCACAUCUAGAAGAGGAGACAGACACUCCAGAACAUGUUCCUGCACCAUAUGACAUUUCAGUGCAGUCCAUUGGGACUGACUUUGCUAGACUUGUGUGGAAAUGCCUAGACAGCAUAUCAACAUUUGAGCUGAGGUGCUCCAGCAGCACGUCCUCAAGCAUCCAGACCCUUUCACAGAAUUAUGCUGAAGUGUCAGGCCUGUGCCCAGGCACCGAGUACACUUUUACAGUGGUUGCAGUCUCAGAAAAUGGAAACCAGAGUUCAAGAGGCAAAGUGUCUGCAUAUACACUUCCAAACCCACCUGAAAGCAUCAAGGUUAAGAAUAUUGGUAGUACAUCAGUUACUCUAUCCUGGCAUCCAUCUGCUUCCGUAGAGAAGAAGUACCAUGUGGUGUGUUCCCAGAAUGGUAGAACUGUUCAUGAAGAAGAAACAGACAAUAACACACUUGUUAUCAAUAACCUGACUCCAGGAAAAAAGUACUCCUUCCACAUUGCAGCAGUACUUAAAAAUGGCAGCACAAGCAAGAGAGCUGUGUCAUUCGCCACAACUCAAACCAAUCUUGAGAGCUUUCUUCAGGAUGUUGGGCUGAAGCAACACCUCGCUGAUAAACUCUCCCUGAGUACUGUACUACAGAUAGACAAGAGCACAGUGACAGAUGAUCCAGCACAGUCUCGAUCAAAUUUACCAUGGCUUUUUCUCAAGAAACUUAUGAUGGUGAAUGUGACUGCAAGAAGUGUCAAAUGUGCAUUAUUAACUGAUGAGGAUGAGGACUUGAGUUUGGAUCUGUAUAAUGAUCUGGACAGUCUUGUCCUUAACCAGGACUCUAGCCAUAAAGUAAAUCCUUUGGACAUCAUAACUGCACUCUUCCUUUGUUCAGACAGUUUUCUUCAACAAGAGAUUGCCUUGAAAAUGUCUAUGUGCCAAUUCUCUGUGCCUUUACUGCUUCCUAAUUGUGACACACAGCAGAGCAUGCUCAUGCUUUGGGCCUUAAGAGAUAUUGUGAAGAAGUUUAGACCACACUCUUUGUCUGAUCCAAGAGGGUUUGUGGAAGACAGGAUCGUUUUGGCUGACUUACCCUUAGUGUCGUUUGUAAGACUUGGAGAGUGUAGCAUUUCCAAAUCUCAAAUCUUGAACAAGCUGCUCAGUAAUCCACAGCAAUAUCAUGAUACAUUUGUGCACCAUGACAUGGACUGUGGAGACAUCCCAAGAAAAAUAUCAAAUGGCUUGGUGGAGAUCAGCUGGUACCUACCUUGUGGAAGUAAAAACAUAGACAUCUUCCCAGAACCUGUGGCUUUUGCAAACCUGAGAGGGGACAUAAGUACAUUUGAGACUCAGUACUCAUUCCUUUGUCAGAUUUCUACAGCAGUUUUUGUGUUUUUUGACAAUUUUGACUCAAACUAUCAGCUACUCACCAAUACACAUGUAAAAGCACAAUUGUUUUUGGUGGGUAAUGCAGACACCAAAGCCUUGAACCUGGAUUUGUUGAAAAGAACAGCUGCUGCAUUGAACUUGAAAAAAAGCAGCAUCAUUCUGAAGACCAAGCAAAACAAUGCAGAUUUUGUCAAGAAUCUGUGUUCUGCAGUGAGUGGUGUUGUUAAAAACAGUUCGAUGACUAUACAACUCGAGAAGAUGACCACAGUUGCAUAUGAAUUUGGAAUAUUGAUUGAUGAAGACAGUAACGAAUGCCAAAAUGCAAAAGAAAAUGCAAAGGCAAUCACUAGCAGGAUACAGGACACACUAAAUUUUAAGGAAAAACAGCUCCCUUUGCAGGGUGAGAUCUGGAAGAAAUUAGGAAAAUUAGAGAAAGAGGAGUGUAGGCUUCGUAAAGCUGGGAAUAAGAACAUUGAGAUCUAUAAAAGUGAACUGAUGGACCAGAAGAUGGAACUGAGGAAGCAGCAAAGCAGAUAUGAAAUGUCAGAAGCCAUGUCCUGCUUCAUAAGUGCAUUAUCAAGUUCAAAUCUUGAGAGAUCUUACUUCUUGAAAUGGAUGCGAAUGAAUCUAGACAAUCUGUCUCGCAAAAAACUAUCUGGCCUUAGAGAAUUGUACAAGGAGAAAUGUCAAGAAUCAUCUGAGAAGAAGGAGGAGAUUGCAUUACUUGACAGACAGAUCUCAAACAGUGCUUUGGGAACUGAACACUUUUUGAGGGAAAUGGGUCAGCUGUAUGAAGCUGCUGUCACCCUUCCAGAAAACAUACAAUCACGACAACAAAUGCUACACUUACCCAAACUGUGCGCUGAGCUCCUUUUAGAUGGAUUCCCUGUUGAACUAGUUGAUGGAGACGCUUCAAAUAUACCUCUAAGGUGGAUUAGUGAUGUACUGAAAGAGCUGAAUAUUUUAGUGCAACCCAAGAAUAAGAUCAUGGUAGUCACAGUAUUAGGAGUCCAGAGCACAGGAAAGUCUACCCUACUAAACACCAUGUUUGGGGUUCAGUUUGCAGUCAGCAGUGGAAGAUGUACACGAGGAGCUUUCAUGUUGCUGAUCAAAAUCACAGACCAUUUCAGAGAAAUACUUAACUGUGAUCAUUUAAUGAUCAUUGACACUGAGGGACUGAAAUCGCCUGAGCUGGCACAGCUCGAUGACAGCUAUGAACAUGACAAUGAACUGGCCACACUUGUUGUUGGACUGAGUGACAUUACCAUCAUCAACAUUGCCAUGGAGAACUCCACAGAAAUGAAGGACAUUCUGCAGAUUGUGGUGCAUGCGUUCCUCAGGAUGAAGGAAGUGGGCAAAAAACCCAUGUGUGCAUUCGUGCAUCAGAAUGUAGCAGAUGUUUCUGCACACGACAAAAACAUGAGAGACCGGAAGCUCCUGUUAGAGCAGCUGAAUGAGAUGACAGAGGCAGCAGCUAAGAUGGAAAACAAGGAAGACUACAAGAAGUUUACUGAUAUAAUGGAGUAUGAUCCAGAGACUGGUAACUGGUAUAUACCUGGGCUCUGGCACGGUAACCCACCAAUGGCACCAGUGAAUGCUGGCUACUCUGAGGCUGUCUAUGACUUCAAAAAGAACAUGAUGGACAUUCUGAUAAAAAAGAAGAAAUCUACAAACAACAUUGAAGAAUUUUUGGAGUGGACAAAAAGCUUAUGGAAUGCAGUAAAAUAUGAAAAUUUCAUAUUCAGCUUUAGGAACAGCUUGGUAGCUGAUGCAUAUAUGAAACUGUGCACUAAAUUCCAUGAAUGGGAAUGGUCCUUCAAAAAGCACAUGUACACAUGGUUAACAUCUGCUGAAACCAGUGUGUCCAAUUUUGAGAUGUUGAAAUCAAAAUCUGACAAGAGAAACCUGCAAGAUUUACUGAAGACCCUGAAACACGAGGCCUCCUCAGAGCUUGAUAAAAGGGAAAAGACCAUUUUGGAAAACCUUGUCAAAUACUUUGAGCAAACAGAGGGUCAUGUCUAUCUCGUGGAAAAAUACAGAGAAGACUUUGUAAACAGUGCAAAAUCUCUCAGGAGGGAAACAGAAAACUCAGUGCUGAGUAAACUAGAGGCAGUUAUUGAGAUUAGGACAGGAAAGAAUAAUUUGGACAACAUCAAGAAAACUCAUACUGACAAAAUGGAAAAGAAAGUGCUAAACCUUCUUGAGGAGCUCCGGAAAAACAGAUGUUCAGAAACUAUGUCUGAAGCAGAGCUCGACAACGUCUUUGAAAACAUAUGGCGGGAAACUGUUGAAGAGCUGUCAUUUAAAGGCUUGCAGAGACAAAUAAUAUCCAACAGUGUUUUUAGCCAAUUACGAACAAACAUGAAACGAAAGGGAAGCUCUGUCUCUGAAAUGUUAAAUGGAGUGGCACUGGAUCAAUAUGGCAAAGAGAAGUUCAUUGUUACGCCAGAAAAUUUUUAAAAAAAAAUGAUACAUCAUGUUUACAAAUCUGAACACACAGUGAGACUGCAAGAGUUGGCAGACAGUGUCAUUGAUGCAUGUAUGCAGUCAGUUAAUGACAAAAAAGAGGGAAAAUCAGAUUAUCAUGACACCUACAUUCAGGAGAUCCUAGACAUAAUUGAUCAAAAAUUGACUUCAGGCAAGAAUCUGAAAUUUUCUGUCAACUUUGAACUUUCUCUUAAACUCCACAUUUGUGCUAUUUCUGCAAGAGAAUUCCAGGCCAUGCAUGACUGUUUUAUUGCAGAGAACGACCCACGCCGAUGCCUUGAGCAAUUCAAAGAGAAGUACCGUGCUGAUUUCAAAGAUCUGUUCAGUAAUCGUGAUCAGUGUCAGAGAAAGGCUGAAGAAUUCACAAAACUCUGCCUGAGCCCUGCAGUUGAGAUAUUCAUCUGUAGCUCACUGGGACCAUUCAGCACUCGUGCAUUUUUUCAGUACUCUAUUUUAAAACAACUUCUGACUGAGAGUGAUUUUCAGAACUAUGUGGGCUACAUACGUUCAUAUGAACGCUUUGUUAAAGACUGGAUAUUAAAACUAAUUACACACAGAUUUUCCGAAGGAAACAAACUUUUUGAGCUGGAACAGCAGCAUCUCAAAGGAGCUAUUAUGGAGAUAAAAGAGGCCAUCAAAAAAGCACAACAUGAGACAGAUGAAACUGAAAGCAUAAAGAGAUUCAUUCAGAACAUUUGCAGAGAGCUUGGAAAAAAACUUGUCAUUCCACACGAUGUCUUGGAAGCAGUCAUGGUUUUGAGUAAUGCCAAACAGGAGCAAUUUGUCCACUGGCUCACGCUGUCUGUGGAAGAAAUGGAAGAGUCACUGAAGACUAAGUUCAAGAUGAGAAACAUUCAGAGCAAACUGAAAACACUCAAAAUCAAACCACAGGACGAGCUGUUCAAGCGUGUGUUUGGCUGUGGGAAACAGUGUCCAUUCUGCAAAGCACCAUGUGAGGCAGGAGGAGAAGCUCAUACACAUCACUCUGCUUCUGUACACAGACCUAAAGGACUUGGUUUAUACAGGUAUGAGCAAUCAGAGAAAUUAGUCACUAACAUUUGUUCCACUGAUGUGAACAGCGACACAAAGUUCAAAUGCCUAGAGACCCACUAUAAUUACCAUCCUUACAAGAAAUAUAGGGAGAUCUUUCCAGAUUGGCACAUCCCUGCAGACCCCAGCAUAGAGGCCUCAGACUACUGGAAGUAUGUGAUGGCGAACUUUAAUGACCAGUUUGCAAAAGCGUACAAUGCAAAGCCUGGAGAUAUUCCCCCAGUGUGGAAAAAAAUCACAAAGCAACAAGCAGAAAACAGUUUGAAGGAGUGUUUUAGUAUCAAGUAAACACUAGAAAAAAUCAUCAGAAUAAGGGAGUUUAAAGAACACUUCUUUUGGCUUGAUGUCAAAAUGCUAUCAGCAUCUUUCCUCUGAUACUAGUAUCAUUUAUUCCCAUAAAGACACCUGUGGUCAACUUAAAAACACUCUUUUUUUAACAGAUAAAUGAUUCUUGUCAUUUCUAGUGCCUUUAAUUUUCUGUUUAAAAAUUCCACACAGCAGACAGAAUAUGAUGCAUUUUAAUAACAGUGAAAUGUCUUUGAUUGUUAAACGUUACUAGUCAUUGAUUGCUUUUGUUUACUAUAAGUUUUUAUUCUUUUCUAGGAUGUUUUUUCUUUCUUUCUUAUUGGGUGUAUAUCUAGAUUAAUAAGAUGGUUUGGGAGUAGUAUAGGGCUAUUAGCAAUGGCCCUUAGUCCAACACAAUGCUAAGCCACAUCUAGAAAACUCACACUUGACCUAAUUAAAUUUCACUGAUUAUCCAGGAUUUUAAUCAUGUUUGUAAUAUUUUGAUGUCUAUAUAACAUAUUCUAGCAUAUGCGAUGAUUAGAUAAAUAUAACACUUAAAUCACAACUUGUUCUAAGAGCAGUGACUGUAAAGAGAUGACACUUUUUUUUAACCUGUUUAACUCUCAAUAAAUUUGUGACUGUCUUAAAUUGAUUUUUUUUUUGG
This is a messenger RNA of Pangasianodon hypophthalmus (striped catfish), 6364 nucleotides long. Its product is annotated as interferon-induced very large GTPase 1. The record is from RefSeq and is a predicted model, not a curated record. Lineage: Eukaryota; Metazoa; Chordata; Actinopteri; Siluriformes; Pangasiidae. Gene Ontology annotation, molecular function: protein binding; GTP binding.